AUGACAAAACCCAACGGUUACUUUUCUUUUUCCAUUGCUUCCUAUGGGUUCUCAAAGGGUCACAUGCUUUAUCCAGCCAGGGGUAAAUCAGUCACUUCGCUGUCAACUCAGGGUCUGGUCAAAUUUUCAAAUUUCUCCACAACUACAGUUGUGCUGAUUGUUUUUGGUGCGUUGCAGAAAAAAGAGAAGGCGAAGAAUGAGGCUGAGAAGAUGCCUGACUCGGGAGGAAAGCAAAACGACGGAAUCGCCCGUGUCGUUUUGAAACUCGAAAUGCAUUGCGAGGGAUGCGUCAAGAAGAUCAAACGCGCCGUUCGCAAUUUCGACGGUGUGGAAGACGUUAAGGCGGAUCUAUUAGGUAACAAGUUAACGGUUAUUGGGAAAGUCGACCCUGCCUUAGUGCGAGAUAAGCUAGCGGACAAAACUAAGAAGAAGGUCGAAAUUAUUUCUCCUCAACCUAAGAAAGAGUCCGCCGUCGGAGGCAAGCCACCGGAGAAGAAUACGAAAGAGGAAACAACAGAGAAGAAACCGGCAGAUAAGAAAACCGAAGAAAAAUCUCCGAAACAGAGCACUGUGGUUUUGAAGAUCCGAUUACACUGUGACGGUUGCAUCCAGAAAAUUCGAAAGAUUAUGCUCAAGAUCAAAGGGAUUGAAUCGGUUAACAUAGAGGGAGGGAAGGAUUUGGUGAACGUAAAGGGGACGAUGGAGGAGAAGGAAUUGGUAGCGUAUUUGAACGAAAAGCUGAAGCGGAACGUUGAGGUGGUCCCACCUAAGAAAGAGGGCGAACAGAAAGAGGAUAAUAAGAAAGAGAAAGAAAAGAAGGAAGGUGAUGGUGAUAAGAAAGUGGGUGGUAAAAAAGAAGAGGGGGCACCGAAGGUUGAGGUUAACAAAAUGGAGCACUACGGGUACGCGUAUCCACCUCCUCCUAUGUAUUGGUACGAUGGAUACACACCAGGGCAAAGUAGUAGUAGUAGUAGUGGUGGUGGUUACACGGUAGAGGCUCAACCAGGGUAUUCGAAUCAAGGGUAUGAUGGUAAUUACCCGAAUUACCAUGAUCAAUACCAGCAUGGGUAUGUGAACCAAGGGUACAUGGUACAACCGCAACCACCACCCCCGUUCUACUUGAACCCUCACUAUCCUCCACCGCAGAUGUUCAGUGAUGAGAAUCCCAAUGCUUGUAUCGUGAUGUGA
This is a messenger RNA of Sphenostylis stenocarpa, 1188 nucleotides long. Lineage: Eukaryota; Viridiplantae; Streptophyta; Magnoliopsida; Fabales; Fabaceae. The record is from the annotation of a GenBank genome assembly.